AUGUGUUUGCACCUCAACGUGCGACCGGUGGUGACGCCUGUCUGUCCCCCCGAGACUACCUGUCCAUUGGAUUUUGACGCAAAACUUAUCGUCAACUCUCGACUCCACGCAAAAAGUUUAGGCGUUUUCCAAGUGCACCACAAACACCAAGCCAUGGAUAAGCAACUGGUGGGGGAACGGGAGACCCUGAGCAAUAUCAUCGCCCAGUGGAAUGCCAACCGAUUGGAUCUGUUUGAGAUCAGCCAACCAAAUGAGUCACUGGAAUUUCAUGGGGUGAUGAGGUUCUACUUCCAAGACGCCGGUGCAAAGGUGGCCACCAAAUGCAUACGCGUGGCGUCGACGGCCACCACUCAAGACGUGAUCAAUAUAUUGAUCGAGAAAUUCCGUCCCGACAUCCGUAUGCUAUCAGUGCCUGAAUACGCCUUAUACGAGAUCCACGAAAACGGUGAAGAGCGAAAGCUAUCGGAAGAAGAGAUGCCACUAUUGGUUCAACUCAAUUGGCAUAGGGAUGACCGCGAGGGUCGGUUCCUCUUAAGGAGGAUGAAUGAGAAGACAUAUUUACCGGGCUUCGAGUCGACGACCGACGAGAAUAAGUUUAAGCGAAAACUGUCGAAACGCGAGAAAAAAGAGCAGAAGAAGCGCGAAAAGCAGCUAAAACUGAAGGCAUCCGAAGGCAAAGGCGAUGCGAAGGACUCGUUAGCCGAGAAGCUGUACACAGAGUUACCCGAAACGAGUUUCACGCGCAGUAUAUCCAAUCCCGAGGCCGUUAUGCGACGGCGCCGGCAGCAGAAGUUGGAGAAGAAGUUACAGCAAUUCAGUCAAGAAGGAGGUGUCGAAGCGGGCGGAACUCUGCGAAUAUUUGGUGAAUCCAUUAACCAAGACGUGCCAUACAAGACAAUACUACUGUCAGAUCGCGACACCGCCGCCCACGCCGUCAAAGAGAUACUCGAGAAGUACGGCAAAGACAAAGAGGAUCCGGUGGUCUACUGUCUCGUGCAGCUAAUAGUGCCCGUCGCUAACGGUGACAUCAACUCUAUCAGUGAUUUACACAAUUCGGCCGGAAUUCGAGAGUAUAUAUUAGACGACGACGACUGUCCCCUCGCCAUAGAGAAGGCGCACAAUAAGUCCAGAGGUGUCCUGACUUUUCAUAUAAGGCGCCGCCCCUCUGACUACCAGCCCCGCAAAAAGAAGAAGAAACCCAAACAAAUCAAAGGGGAAAUGGAUGCCGGGUAUACCAAAUACGACGAGGCGCUGGAACGGNAGAAGGCGCACAAUAAGUCCAGAGGUGUCCUGACUUUUCAUAUAAGGCGCCGCCCCUCUGACUACCAGCCCCGCAAAAAGAAGAAGAAACCCAAACAAAUCAAAGGGGAAAUGGAUGCCGGGUAUACUAAAUACGACGAGGCGCUGGAACGGCUGCCAUACCUGAGCGAAACGAAUCCCGACGGCAGCGAAAUUACGAGAGGAAUGCCUAAAAAGCAUUACCUGUACGUGAAUAUGACGGAAGUGGGUAGCGAGAGAUCCGGCGCUACGAAUCAUAGCCAAUCCCUGCAGCUGUACGGCCCCAACGUCCAGGCGCGCCAUUGUGUGAUCGCACACACCGAGGGUAUCGUUACGGUUACCCCCAGUAGUCGAGACGCCGAGACUUACGUGAAUGGGGUUCGCAUUUACGAGACGACUAUCUUAAGGCACGGUAUGCUCGUGAGGUUCGGCAAAAUACAUACGUUUAAGUUCAUUGACCCGCUGGACGACCAGUGCCGGCAACUGUCGCCUACAUCCCUGACCAGGGGUUCAGUGCACGGAAGCCUUAGGAAGAUGGCCGACGAUAUACGGUUAGCACCGCCUCAGUCGAGGGGUAGUUACGAGACUACUUUCGAUGCUGACGGCAAUGUGGAGACCACUUCCAUGACCUCCAGAGAUGAGAGACUGUCGAAGAAGUCGGACGAGACUAAUGGCUCGAAUCCGAGACAAAUGUCAGGGAAUGGACCGUUAAUUAGAGAUAAUAAUCAGCAACACAUUCAUAGCAAUAACGGUAUGAAUGCUAUGCGAAAGGGCUCGGAUCCCAUUCUUCCGGCUAUACUGGAGCUGUGGGAGGAACGGGAGGACGCAUUCCUAAAUCAAAUUAUCAAUCUUAUCGAUCCAAACGCUACACAAUUCAAACUGGCCGUCACUUAUACAAUCUAUAUGGGAUUCCGAUUCAGAGCGUCGACACACUUCAAGCCGGAGAUCACACCUAACGAAAGGGCGCAUCGAUUGACAGAGUUCUCGAACAAAGUGGCGAAUCUGAUCCAUCAGGUGAUCGAAGACCACUACCGCGAGCCC
Molecule: messenger RNA, 2319 nt
Organism: Oppiella nova
Lineage: Eukaryota; Metazoa; Arthropoda; Arachnida; Sarcoptiformes; Oppiidae
Source: the annotation of a GenBank genome assembly